Bacidia gigantensis is the source of this 2079-nucleotide messenger RNA. RefSeq lists its product as uncharacterized. Gene Ontology annotation, biological process: establishment of spindle localization; mitotic spindle orientation checkpoint signaling; nuclear migration along microtubule. The record is from RefSeq and is a predicted model, not a curated record. The transcript is spliced from 3 exons. Gene Ontology annotation, cellular component: spindle pole body; cell cortex; mating projection tip. Lineage: Eukaryota; Fungi; Ascomycota; Lecanoromycetes; Lecanorales; Ramalinaceae. The coding region runs from base 1 to 2079 and encodes 692 amino acids.
AUGCCAGCCUCGAUAGCAUCCCAAGGAACAAACGGUGCUGGCGGGUCGUAUUUUCCUCCUCAAGCAUUUCGGUACGAACGUGGAGGCACACCUGUCUUGUCCAGCAGCUCUGAGAGCGACGAUGACGAUACGAUGACGUCUCCUUCGAAAGGCAAGGCCUUACCAUCUCCCCUGGAUGCUGAAUCUUACAUCAAUUCCCUGCACUCUCUGAAAUCCUCACGGGCCGGGUCCGUCUACUCAUUGUCGCGCAUUUCUCUGUCAAGCCAACUCUCGCAGCUUACUUCUCUCGCUCUCCCUGAUCCUUCCUCUCUCGGCCCCGGCAUAUCAGCAAUCCCCACCGCCGUUGCUGCUGCAACUACGCUCAAUAAUGCUGCAGAGCAAAUUAAGAGAUGGUUACAGAAAGCGUCAGAGGUUUUGAAUGGUCUAGAUGCUGAAGAUGAUGUUGAAUGGGCGGCAGCUGGCGGUCGAGAAGGCUUGAGCGACGUAGACGAAGCAAUCAGCCGAUUUGAAGGAUUGAUCAGGGUGUAUGUGACCGCUAUUGAGGAACUACAAGAACGAGAGGAUGUUUCCAAGGUUUCACCUGAACAGCUCAAAGAACAAGUGGAUCAGAUGGAAGAUAUACUUCGGGAAUGGGAGGGUGUGAAAAGAUCACUGAAGGAAAUCAAAUCUCAGGUAGAGUUGGCUAUGGAAUGGGAGGAGCUGUGGAACAAUGUCUUGGGCGACAUUGGCCUUGAGUUGGAAAGCUUGUCAAGGCUGGUAUUCGAGAUGGAAGAGGCACGGCAUAGGGCAGUCGAAACAGGUUUGGAUACGAGUGGUGGCGUUGACAUGCAAGAGUUGGAUACAAUUGUCGAAGAGACACCCUUGAAAGCCGGCAAGCCUCUUGCUACAAGAGUUGACCUUUCGCCAGCGAAUGACACAGGCUCACCGCUCUCUCCCAGUUCCGGGAUUCCCCAAGAUGAUUCUAGACUGCUAUCACUUUUCGCGAAAAUGCAGCCUCUCAGAGCGUCUCUAGACUUCUUGCCAAUGACACUGUCAAGCUUUCGGCUCCGAGCCGAGAAGUGCCUGCCAAGUGCUUGUCAAGAGCUCGAUUCUCAGAAGAGAAGUCUUGAGAGAAAAUGGUCAGUCUUGGAGAAUGAUGCGCAAGGACUGCGCCGGGAACUUGGUGAAGACCGUUGGGUCCUGGUCUUCAGGAACGCUGGGCGACAGGCGCAGAAACUCUGCGAGUCUGUAGAAAGAAGUAUGGGCAAAUUACAAGAUGCUGUUGAUAAGGUAGAAGCCUAUGAGGCAAAGAAGAGUCACUACGGGCCAGCGAUUAAGAAAGUCCUGACCAUCAUUGACAAGGGCGUUACAGAUCGUCAGACAGUCAACGGAGAGAUUCUAAGGGUCCAUACAGAGUCAAAGACUAGGUGGCAGGAGAUCGAAAAGGAAAUGAAAAACUUGGACUCGGCCUUAGAAGAUCUCAACAUGAAUAAGAACCAACAGCUUCGAGAUUCCAUUUCGAGUAUUGUGUCGAUCGAUCGAUCUGCUACAGAAAGCAUCGCCGAUACCCCUGGCUCGUCACCAGCAUCUUCUGUAGUAAUGGGCCCUUCAGUUUGCUUAAAGGCAGAUGCUUCGCCAACGCUAAAUAAUUCGAGCCGUCGAAGUAGUACGGCACUGGGUCAGGGCAUUCGUCCUAAUGGCUCUCGACGUUAUUUCAGCACGCCUGGAUCUGCGCCCGCUACAAACCUCCCGCGUAAGAACCCAGUCUCUCGAUCUUUCACCAACGACGUCUCUCGUACCGCUUCCCCGGCGCCUGCCAAAUUCUCCGUAACUCCAACACCUGGCAACCGACCAGUACGGCCGAACAUACGGACAGACAAUAAGCCCCGUUGGAAUUCAUCUUCAAGAGUCGACCACGCCGAGUUUUCGACAAAACCCCGGCCUUAUCCCUUUGCGACUCCACCACUUCACCGGAAAGGCUCGAAGACUUUCAACUCGCCGCACUCUCCAUCAGGCAUACCUUUGCCUAGCCCUGUCUGCGACUCCAACCACGCACAAGACCCCUCCCUCGAGUUCGCACUCGUCCAAGAAGAGUUUUAG